Panonychus citri (citrus red mite) is the source of this 643-nucleotide messenger RNA. Its product is annotated as SRR1-like protein. Gene Ontology annotation, cellular component: cytoplasm; nucleus. The record is from RefSeq and is a predicted model, not a curated record. Lineage: Eukaryota; Metazoa; Arthropoda; Arachnida; Trombidiformes; Tetranychidae. Gene Ontology annotation, biological process: microtubule-based process. The coding region runs from base 1 to 594 and encodes 197 amino acids. The transcript has 2 exons.
AUGAAAAUAGGGACCAUUCAUACAUUACGUUCAUUUCCUUCUUUGGUUCAUAUAAACUUGUUACUUGGCAAAGGAAAAACUGAUUGUAUUCUAACCUGUGAUCUUUGGCUCAUUUACGAUCCCGUUUUCACCGAAUACGAGAAAAAAUUUCUAAUCGAAAAUGGAUUCAAUUUGAUUGAUGUCAAUGAAAAAGGAGCUAAAUCAGUUACCACAAGAACCCUUUUCUUUAUGCCCCAUUGUCCACUUCCAAUGUACAACAAUUUACUUUGGGCUAAUUGGUUACCAAACAAUUUGAAUCAAAUUGUCUUAUUAGGAACGAGUUUCAAUUCUCUGGUCAACUCUUUCAUCUCUAGCGACCAACAAGCCGAAUACUCUUAUUUAAUUGGCAUCACUGAAAGUAAAUUAAUCGAUGAAUUUAAAUUGGACCCACCUCGAGAUAUUUACGAAGCUUUUAAUGAUUUAAGUGUACAUUUUUUCACUCGAAUCAACGAUGAUGAUGAAUAUACGAAUUUACUAUCGAUUGCUAAUUGUGAUCCAAAAAAGAAACCAAUCUAUUCAGAUGAUAUAUUCUCCAAAGAAAUGUUCAUAAAUUAACUGUGAUUGUCAAGUUGGUGAUUAUCUCGGCACCAAAGAGUAGAGAGCU